Acyrthosiphon pisum (pea aphid) is the source of this 1401-nucleotide messenger RNA. RefSeq names its product kelch-like protein 2. NCBI's taxonomy places the organism in Eukaryota, Metazoa, Arthropoda, Insecta, Hemiptera, Aphididae. The record is from RefSeq and is a predicted model, not a curated record. Gene Ontology annotation, molecular function: protein binding.
UGGGUAAAACAUGAUUUGGAUUCUAGAAAACAAAUUUUGCCCCAAUUAAUGGCACAUGUACGUCUACCAUUAACAUCGAAAGAUUACAUACUAAAACAUGUAGUUACGGAACCUCUUCUUAAUAAUUGUCCUAAAUGUAAAGAUUACGUAAUUGAAGCAUUACAUUUGUAUUUACUUAAGUCAGAUGAGAUUUUCGCCAUGCCACAUAACAUCCGGACAAAACCUAGACAGUCUGGUGGUUCUCAUAAAAUUAUUUUAGUUGUUGCUAGAAAAGAACUCAAUGGUAAACAAUUAGAUAGUUCAGAAUGGUAUGACCCAAAAAUCAACCAAUGGCAGACUGGACCAAAAAUGAUUACACCACGUUGCAGUGGUGGUCUAGCUGUAGUAAAAGACAAUUUUGUGUUAUAUAUCGGUGGUUGUAAUCAAUUUUAUUCAUCUCUUCGAUCUGCUGAUCUUAUAGAUUUAUCUUCAGAAUCACUUAGUUGGAAACCAACCACUAACAUGUUAGUUCAACGAAAAUGGUUAGGAGUUGGUGUGAUAAAUAAUUUUGUAUACGCCGUUGGUGGUUAUGAUUAUAAUAGAUGGCCUUUAAAAAGUGCAGAGGUUUUUGACUGCAGAACUCAAGAAUGGCAUAUGGUAGCUAGUAUGUCUAUUGAAAGACAUAGUUUUGGGGUUGGAGUAUUGAAUAAUAUUUUAUAUGCGGUAGGAGGUUCUAAUUCAGUGCAUAAAUUAAACUCCGUCGAAUGUUAUCAUCCCGGGCUUGAUAAAUGGACACCAGUCGAAGAAAUGUCUGUUCGUCGAAGUGGAGUGGGUGUUGGAGUUUUACAUGAUGUACUGUAUGCUGUAGGUGGCUGGGAUGGAAAUCAGGUUUGUAGUAGUGUCGAAGCAUACAGUCCAAGUACAGGAGUUUGGACUAAUAUUCCGGACAUGCAUUUGUGUCGGAGUAGUGCAGGAGUAGCAGUAUUAGACGGAUUAUUGUAUGUCAUCGAAGGUUGGGACGGAACUUCUUAUUUGGAUUCUGUAGAAUCUUACAAUCCUAAAACUAAUAAAUGGACCAUGGUCACUGCGUCAAUGAAGAUUGCAAGGAAUUUUGUCGAAGUUGUAGUCAUUGAAAGGCCACGACAUUUAAAAAAAUGGAAUCAAUCAUGUUUUUCAUUUUUGAUUAAAUAUAUCAAUAUAUAUUCAAUUAUCUCAUUUUGUACAAUAGUAUCUUUAUUCUUUUUCUAUUUAUUUUCUAGUUUUUGAUUGUUUUAAUAAUGGGGUUUUUAUACCUACACUAGACAUUUACAGUUGAUAGGCCACCAUAUCCAUAUGUUUAAAUAACAGCAUUCAAUAUGUUUUAUUUUUAUACCACUACUGUCCUAAUUUGUAUGAUAAUAUAUUUAUUGUUUUUCUAUUAAU